Conger conger (European conger) is the source of this 3326-nucleotide messenger RNA. RefSeq names its product E3 ubiquitin-protein ligase UHRF1-like. The transcript has 17 exons. Lineage: Eukaryota; Metazoa; Chordata; Actinopteri; Anguilliformes; Congridae. Gene Ontology annotation, biological process: negative regulation of gene expression via chromosomal CpG island methylation. The record is from RefSeq and is a predicted model, not a curated record. The coding region runs from base 150 to 2492 and encodes 780 amino acids. Gene Ontology annotation, molecular function: protein binding; ubiquitin protein ligase activity.
CUCAUUCAUUCGUUUCUGUCCUGGUUCAUAUCAGAUCAUUUUGGGAACUGUAGGAAGUUGUUUUUAAAAGUUUUUAAAAGCUAGCUUGCCAAAUACAUUCUGACUUGCGUUCAGCAUUUUUGAAGCGGAUCGAACACAGGACUGCAGCCAUGUGGAUUCAGGUGCGAACUAUGGAUGGCAAGGAGACCCACCGGAUCGACUCCCUGUCCAAGCUGACCAAGGUGGAUGAGCUUAGGCUGAAGAUCGCACAGCUGUUCAAGGUGGAGCCAGAAAGGCAACGGCUUUUCUACAGGGGCAAACAGAUGGAAGACGGACAUACCAUCUUUGACUACAAUGUGGGUCUGAAUGACAUCGUGCAGCUACUUGUGAGACCACCCCCCGCUGUCCUCCCAACCCUUAAGGACAAGGAGGCGGAACUUUCCGAUUCUGACUCGGGCUGCAGCUCCACUCAAAGCGAGUCCGACAAGAACUCUACACAUGGAGAGGCAGAGGCAGAGGCACAGGCUGCGGGCACCUCUCCCCAGGCAGAGCUCCCUGGGCUCGUCCACCCAGGGUUCGGUCUGUAUAAGAUCAAUGAGUUUGUGGAUGCCCGGGACUUGAACAUGGGCGCCUGGUUUGAGGCUCAGAUCGUCAAUGUGACCAAGGAGGCAGAUGGCACAGAUGAGGACAUACGCUAUCAUGUAAAAUAUGAAGAUUACCCAGAGAACGGCGUGGUGGCGCUACAGGGGAAGGACGUGCGUCCGCGUGCCCGCACCGUGUACCAGUGGCACCAGCUGGAGGAGGGCAUGGUGGUGAUGGUGAACUACAACCCAGACGAACCCAAGGAGCGAGGCUACUGGUACGAUGCCCUGAUCCAGAGGAAGAGAGAGACCCGCACCCUACACGAAAUCUACGGCAAGAUAAUCCUCGGAGAUGCAGGUGACUCUCUCAAUGACUGCCGCAUCAUGUUUGUGACCGAAAUAUUCAAGAUCGAGGCGCCCGGAAGCACAGAGACCACUGAAGCAACGCACAACAGUCCACAGAAAAGGUCCAACGGUCCGGACUGUAAGCUCUGCAAGGACGACCCCAAGAAGAACUGCCGGCACUGCAACUGCCACGUGUGCGGUGUGAAGCAGGACCCCGACAAGCAGCUGCUGUGUGACGAGUGUGACAUGGCCUUCCACACCUACUGCCUUAACCCUCCCCUCACCUCCAUCCCUGAAGACGAGGAAUGGUAUUGUCCAGACUGCCGAAAUGAUGUCAACGAGGUUGUUCUUGCUGGGGAGAAACUGAAGGAGAGCAAAAAGAAAUCAAAGAUGGCUUCCGCAAGCUCUUCCAGCCAGCGGGACUGGGGGAAGGGCAUGGCCUGUGUUGGUCGCACAAAGCUUUGCACCAUCGUCCCUUCCAAUCACUAUGGCCCUGUACCAGGGGUUCCCGUGGGCUCCCUGUGGAAGUUCCGGGUUCAGGUCAGUGAGUCGGGUGUCCACAGACCUCAUGUUGCUGGGAUUCAUGGCAGGAGCACUGAUGGCGCUUUUUCCCUUGUGCUUGCUGGAGGCUACGAAGACGAUGCGGACGAUGGGAACGAGUUCACCUACACCGGAUCAGGUGGGCGAGACCUCUCAGGGAACAAGAGGACCGCGGAGCAGUCAUGUGACCAGAAGCUCACAAACAUGAACAGGGCGCUGGCUAUGAACUGCAACGCGCCGCUCAACGACAAGCGGGGGGCCGACGCCAAGAACUGGAAAGACGGCAAGCCCGUCCGGGUGGUGCGCAGCUCCAAGGGCCGCAAGCACAGCAAGUUCUCCCCCGAGGACGGCAACCGAUACGACGGCAUCUACAAGGUGGUGAAGUACUGGCCGGAGAAGGGCAAGUCCGGCUUCCUGGUGUGGAGGUACAUGUUGAGACGUGACGACGGUGAGGCCGCGCCCUGGACUCGGGAGGGCAAGGAGAGGGCCAAGAAGCUGGGCCUCACCAUGCAGUAUCCUGAGGGUUAUCUGGAGGCUGCGGCUGCUAAGGAAAAAGAGAAGGAGAACAAAAUGAUGGAGGAGGAGGAGGAUGAAGAGGUGGUGACUGACACCCCCAGCAAGGGGAAAAGAAAGAGGAAAUCCCAGCUUGAGGAGACAAAGUCUCCAGCUAAAAAUUCACCCAAAAAGGUGAAAGUGGAGAAGUACAAACUGACCGCAGAACAGAAAGCUCUGAUUAAGGAGGAUGAGCUCAACAGGAAGGUGUGGGACGAAGCCAUGGAGUCGCUGAAGCAGGGGCCGAAAUUUCUGAGCAAAGUGGAAGAGGUGUUUCUUUGUAUAUGCUGCCAAGAAGUUGUUCACCGGCCGGUCACUACCGAGUGUCAGCACAAUGUGUGCAAGGAAUGUCUACUGCGCUCAUUCAAGGCUGAGGUGUACACGUGCCCGGCUUGCAGACAUGACCUGGGCAAAAACAACCCAAUGAAUGUCAACAAGCCUCUCCAAGCCAUCCUCAGCCAGUUCUUCCCUGGAUACAGCAGUGGACGGUGCUGACUGAUCCUCCUCCCUCCAUGCCCUCAAUUACCACUGCUUUCUCUCCUGGAAUGAUACAUGAACAGUGAUGAUGGAUUCGCAGUGCAAUUCUAAGAGAAUCAUUUUUUCAUAAUAUAUUGGAUGGAUGAAAGACCGUAGUAUGAAAGACUUAUCUAGCUGGGUGUUGGACGCUCUCCAUAUCUUUGCCAACUUCAAGUUUCUGAUUCUGUAAGACUUUGUAGCUUGAAUAGAAAUAGAAAAUUAAACCAGUGCCUUGGUUGAAAUGAAACCCUUCUGUCCUGUUCAGUCAAGCCAUGGCUGGGUUUACGUUGUCAUUAAAAUACGCAAAUGGGGUUUCUUAACAAAAAAGUUAAACCCUGCAAUUGUUAUUCUUGGUAUUAAUUUGCCCUGUUGUGCUUUUUGACAUGUUCAAUGAAAUUGCAAGCCUUAAAUAAUUAAAUGUUAAAAUAGGCUAGUUAAUCCCUUUCCAUGUAAAUUGUCCAUGGAUCCCAUGGAAGAUUGAAGCGUGUAUUUUAACUGACUCCAGGUCCGAUGUAAUCGCAAUCACAAGAUCUACAAUCCCCUUCACAUUUACAUUUUUAUUCCUGUUCCGAGUUUGUGCAUUUAUGCUGUUGUUAAUUGACCACAAAAUACUGCUGGUUAACUUCAUGGUAAUACCUCAUGUUUCCAUAGAACACCACUCCAACUGGAAAUUUGUAUAUUGUGUUGAAAUUGUUAUUUUUGUAGCUGAUGUUUUUAGCUGUUAUGUAAUUCAAUAUCACUUAGUUGCUUAAACCUCAGACGUGCCCGGAUUUUAAAUGUCUUUUAAAAAUAAAAUAAAGCAAAUUUCUUCAA